Molecule: messenger RNA, 1171 nt
Organism: Rosa rugosa (rugosa rose)
Lineage: Eukaryota; Viridiplantae; Streptophyta; Magnoliopsida; Rosales; Rosaceae
Product: dirigent protein 17-like
Exons: 2
Coding region: 259-882 (207 amino acids)
Source: RefSeq, a predicted model, not a curated record
ACCUGAUACAGACAGCCGGGGACAGUUAAGGGCUGUGCUGUAGGUUUUUCAGACCAAAAUUACAGCACCGCUACAUUUCCGAUUCCAACCUCCGCCUCCGCCUCCUUCUUCUUCUCUCAAUCUAAAAUGUUCUGCUCUCAAUAAUCUGGCCCUGGGUAACCGAGAUUUGGUUCGUUCUCACCUCCUCGUCAAAUAUAAUGAUGUCUUGAUCUUACAAAUCAUUUCAGCCUUUUGCAUUUCUGAGAAAGAGUUCUAGAAAUGGAAAACAACAGUAAAGAGCAGGAGGAAAACGGCUGCAAAGCGCAGGAGGAAAACACCAACAAAGAGCAGGAAGUAGAGCCAUCAUCAUCAUCAACAGCAUCGGUUUAUGAAAUACCAGGGGAGCCGGCUGUUGUCAUUGAUGGAAUGCUUGUGGUUCCCCCAAGUAAUGGCUCUCUUGUACUCUCUGAUGCCGUGAAUGAUGCAGCUUCCCUUGGAAAUACAAGAUUUGGUGUAUGGUUGGUUGGAAGGGAAGUACGAAAGUUGUUCGGUGAGCAAUACUACUCCGGUACAGUGACUGAGUUUGAUGAAGAAUCAGGCUGGUGGAGGGUUGUGUAUGAAGAUGGUGACCUUGAAGAUCUUGAGUGGAAUGAGCUGGAAGAGGUGCUUCAGCCCUUGGAUAUCAUGGUACCACUGAAAUCGUUAGCCCUGAAGACUCUCAAGAAAACCAAGAAGCCUGUCCAGAAAUCCAAGAGUGCUACGGCUCAACCUCAAAAACAGAAAUCCAAACGCUCGGGAAGUUAUGCAAAGAAGGUCUCAGUGCCUGAAGAUGUUCCAAUGAUGACUCCCGAGGCAAAACAGUCCGGUAAAGAUGCGAAACAGUCUGCUAGAAAAGACAAAUAAUUUGAAAGUUGGUUGUGUACUAGAAAUUCGAAAAAGCAGUUCUUAUCCUCAAAAAGGUGCUGGAUUAAGGUGAAAUUUAGACUAAUUAAGGAUACUCUGAUAUCAGUCAUUGUAGUGUUGUAUUGGUUAGGUACAUUACAUAGAUGAGGUUAACAAGACUAGUAACAUUCUUGAUGGAUAUUGUACUGUUUGUAUCUGGCAAAUUUGAUGCAGAAAUUUCUCAUGAACUUGCUCUUGUAGAACUGUACUUGGAACGACGAGUUAAAGCUAUUGAAGCGGAAUUUGUUUA